AUGUCAGACAACGACAACUUUGCUGUUCCUGCUCCAAGGAAACCUGCUCGCCGGCCAGCUAGUACGGCUGAAGAACAUACCUCGGAUACGAUUGUGCCUACGCACGAUUCAGAUGUUGCUACGACGACCACGACUACCACCACCACAAGUGCUGAACCACCUCAGGCUCCACCUCUUGCAUAUGAGAAACCACAGUGGGGUGCCGUCGCUUCACGAUUACGGCUUUGA
Molecule: messenger RNA, 228 nt
Organism: Lichtheimia ornata
Lineage: Eukaryota; Fungi; Mucoromycota; Mucoromycetes; Mucorales; Lichtheimiaceae
Exons: 1
Coding region: 1-228 (75 amino acids)
Source: RefSeq, a predicted model, not a curated record